This is a messenger RNA of Owenia fusiformis, 735 nucleotides long. The record is from the annotation of a GenBank genome assembly. Lineage: Eukaryota; Metazoa; Annelida; Polychaeta; Sabellida; Oweniidae.
UUAGAAUUCAUUCACUCCAUCGGGUUGACUUCGAUACAGAAUAAUUUCCAUCAUGCUUAAGUUGGUGUGCCUCAUUGCCCUGGUGGCUAUUACAUAUGCCAGUUCCAUUGGAUAUCGAUAUGGAGGUGAUAGGAAUCGUGGGUAUGCAAGAAGUUACAACAGUCGACAGGGAAGCUACAGACGAGAGAGCUAUGGACAAGAAGGCUACGGAGGAAAUAGCUAUGGGCAAGAUAGCUACGGACAAAAUAGCUAUGGACAGCGACAGGGAAGCUACAAACGAGAGAGCUAUGGGCAAGGAAGCUACGGACAGAGUGACUACGGACGAGGAAACUACGAACAAGAUAGCUACGGCCAGGGAAGUUAUGGGAAAGACAGCUACCGACAAGGGAGCUAUGGCCAAGAUAGCUAUGGACAUCAGCCUCGAGGUUACAGAUAUGAACAUUAAUCUGGAUGCCGAUCAUACUGUAUGAAGUAUGUUAAAUCUGCCAUCCCAGACGUUCUAAGAAAGUAGCUAAUUUAAUAGCGAUAUUUAUUCAUAUUAACUGUAAACUGAAUUAAGUUGAAUAAAUAUUGUUAAUUUGAAUACAAACAAAGUUUUGUACAACUCGAAUCCAUUAAUUACUAGUGAACUACUAUAAUGUCACGUGCAGUCUCUAAUUUUCUGGACAAACUAUGCACAUUUAAAAACAAGAAGAAAUGUCAUUAAUUAGUAUUUUUGUUAGAAAUACAAUGCUU